AUGUCGAUCCUGUGGGAGAAGAGUGCGGGAUGGUGGUGGCUGGUGCAGUGGACACGAGACUUGAAGCCCUUCUUCUUCACCUUCGUGGCGCUAUGCGGCAUUGUCCCUGACGUGACCAGCUACGCUGUGAUGCAGUUCACCAGCUCCCGCAAUGAGCAGCUCGAGGCCCACCUCUGCUCCACUGCCCACCCUGAGACCAAGAUGCGUUGCAUGAUGGGGCAAGUGAACAGGGAGAGAUUGGCAGAGCUUCUUGGUGAACUGCAAAGGAAAGAAGACACGAAUGAUAGAUAUGUUGCUGCUUUGAAAGGGGAAACACUGACUAGGAAACGUUAUGAUCGUAUUCAACCUGUCAACGUGCCAGCUACCCAGGAGGAUGCCAAGGCAAACACCCAGGAGAAUGCCAAGGCAAAGUGA
This is a messenger RNA of Phragmites australis (common reed), 414 nucleotides long. RefSeq lists its product as uncharacterized. The transcript has 2 exons. The record is from RefSeq and is a predicted model, not a curated record. The coding region runs from base 1 to 414 and encodes 137 amino acids. Lineage: Eukaryota; Viridiplantae; Streptophyta; Magnoliopsida; Poales; Poaceae.